AUGGGUAUGGAUGAACGAAGAAAUACUGCCGCACUCGCACCAUCUGAGUCGUCUACUUUGGUCAAUCAAACUCUUCACAAGAAGUCUGCCUCGGACGCAUCCAGCCGCUCUAUCUUGCGGUCGAGCUUAGACUUCAAGCGGAUUAAAGAAGAAGAUAACUCAGCUGCUAAACGCAUCAGUAUUGAGGGUCAACAGAAACUACAAGAGGACUUCAAUCGAUUGCAGCUACAGCGGCAGCAGGAGGCGGAGAAGCAGAAAGCGGAGGAGGCUAUCGACUGGGAUAACGAAGACUUCUGGGGCGAGGUUGUGUCGGACUAUCAGAGAUUUGCUUCUGAACACCCGGAUCAGUUGGCUGCUGCCAUUGAAAAAGGCAUUCCGAGUACAUUGAGGGGUAUGGUCUGGCAACUAAUGUCCGCCUCAAAGGACCCAGGAUUAGAAGAGACGUACCUGAAACUCUUGAAGGAGAGCAGUCCUCACGAGAAGGCCAUCUCGCGAGAUUUGGGCAGAACAUUUCCUCACCAUGAAUUUUUCACGGACGGACAAGGGAUUGGGCAGGAGAAUCUUUUCAAUGUCUUGAAGGCGUACUCCCUGUAUGACCCCCAAGUCGGGUACUGCCAAGGGCUACCGUUCGUCGUGGCUAUUCUCCUCCUGAAUGUAGGGAUGCCGGAUGAAGAAGCCUUCUGCCUUCUCGUACGGCUCAUGUACUCCUACGACCUGCGUGGUCAUUUCCUACCGGAAAUGCCCAAGUUGCAACUCCGUCUGGUAAGGCCCGGCAGUGACGGCGUUGUUGAUAGAAGCAAGGUUGAUCUUUUCAUAUGCAGUUCCAGGCAUGCGGAGACAAUGGGUGACAUUGUACAGUUUGAUCGUCUGAUAGAGGAGAUGUUGCCUGUACUUCAUGUGCACUUCCUUCGACAAGGGAUCAAGUCCAGCAUGUUUUGCUCACAGUGGUUUCUGACGUUGUUCAGUUAUCGGUUCCCCUUGGACAUCGUGUUUCGAAUAUUUGACAACUGCCUAGCGAGCGGCAUCGAAUCCAUCUUCGGUUUCAGUCUAUGCCUUCUGGCAAAGAAUGAGGAAAGGCUACUAUCUCUGAAAUUCGACGAGAUCCUCGCAUUUCUGAACAACAAAGUAUUCGAACGCUACCAGGUCCACGACGAUGCCAGCUCCCCGGAACGCGAGGCGAAGAAGAUUCCAAAGUACCGAGCGGAUGAAUUUGUUCAGGAUGCCGUGUCCCUGAAGAUCACCCCGUUCAUGUUAGAUGCGUAUGCUCAUGAGUACGAAGAUAUGUGUCGUGCCCGUGAUGCUCAUGCCCUGGAGCUGGAUGCCCUGCGGAAUAGCAACCGUAAUCUUUCAGCGCAAGUCAAAACUUUGGAAUCCAGCUUAGCACAGCUGAACACGGAACAUGUUGAAGUCCUGAAUCAGCUUGUCAUGGCGCGGCUAAAAAACGAGGAAAUAGAAGGCGAACUUGUCCGUUAUAAAUUGCUUUGCGGCUCAUCGCUCAUUGGAUACACGAUGGCCCACCUCUCAGAGUCAGUCUCCGCGACUUUUUCUGCCGACUGGCACCAGAAUAUUGAUUGCUCGUCAGCCAACCUUCCAGCGAGGCCACAAAACAAGAGACGGCAAUUCUCAUCCUCGGAGGCCUCUCACGCUAAGGGAUCGUCACGGUCGUACGAUAGAAGUGUUGCACGAAAGCAUCCAUGGGUCCUCUACGCCGCCCUGGGCUUGGGAGGGGUGGGUGCUGUUGCGUACCAGACGAAUAAACCGUUCCGGCAUUCCGUCCUAGCUGUUGUACGAUGCUCCAGGGUUGCCUAUGCUGCUAUUCGCGGGAUUAUUGAUUACAAAUGGACAUUCGCGAGUAACUACACCUCAGAGGAGGCUAAGCGGGAUGCAUAUUCAAAGUGCCAUAGGCGGAGUGCACACCGAGUCCUCAGAGCACUGCUUGCCAAUGGAGGCAUAUUCAUAAAGCUUGGCCAGCACAUGUCUUCAUUAGUUGUCCUGCCAGUGGAAUGGACGGGUACCAUGAGGCCCCUCCAAGAUCAAUGUGAACCAACGCCAUAUGAUGAUCUUGAAAAGCUGUUCCUAUCGGACAUGGGUCAAACUAUUGAGGAUAUAUUUGACGAAUUCGACCCCAAGCCCAUUGGCGUUGCGAGCCUAGCGCAGGUACAUGUGGGUCGUGACAAGGAAUCUGGGAGACGCGUUGCUGUCAAGCUACAACACCCACAUCUCGCCGAGUUCUGUGACGUGGACAUGAAUAUGGUGGAGGUUGCUCUCGGCUGGAUAAAGUCGUGGUUCCCAGAAUUCGAAUUUACCUGGCUCGGCGAGGAGAUGCGGGAGAAUCUGCCAAAAGAGAUGGACUUCACGAUAGAAGCAAAGAACGCCGCGCGUGUGGAGAAAGAUUUCGAGGACAUCCGGACGUCUCUCUACAUACCAAAGGUUAUGACAGCGAAGAAGCGAGUGCUCAUCAUGGAAUAUAUUCAAGGAGGCCGCGUGGACGACUUAACCUACCUCGCAGAUAAUAAUAUUGACCGCAACAAGGUGUCCUUGGAGCUUGCACGAAUCUUUGCGCAGAUGGUGCACAUCAAUGGCUGGUUCCAUGCAGUACGUGGCCUUGCUUAUACUUGGGUACCACAUGCUGAAGUGUUACAGGAUCCCCACCCUGGUAACCUGCUCAUCCGCCCGGCGCCGCUAUCGUCGAAAUCACCGUAUAAUUUCGAGAUUGUCUUGCUUGAUCAUGGGCUGUACUUCGACCUCGAUACAGCUUUGCGGAUAAACUACAGCAAGUUCUGGUUGUCCUUGAUAAAGUCGGCUUCGCCAGAGACUAUCGCUGAACGGCGACAGUAUGCCCAGUUAUUUGGCAAUAUUGGACCUGACCUGUAUCCCGUCUUCGAGGCUGCUAUCACGGGACGGGCCACAUUGAAAGGGCAGGACGAAAGAGACGCGGGAAAGGAACAGAACGCGUUUAAGAGGGCUUCGAGUAUGCUCGACAUCAGUCCUCCCAGUGAAGAGGAAAUGGAUGCGAUCCGUGAGGCUGUCAUCAACAACGAAGGGAUCCUAUUGUCUGUCUUCGAUGUCUUGCGCCGCGUGCCUAGGAGAGUGCUCAUGGUUCUUAAACUGAAUGACCUGACGAGAAACCUCGACCAUGCACUAAUGACUACGCACUCAAAUAUACGGGUCUUCCUCAUCAUGGCAAAAUAUUGUGCAAGAGCGGUCUGGCAAGAUGAUCGUACACGGCUCGUGGAUGAAAUGCGGGAAAGGGGGCUCGUUUCUAUUGGCCUCCUGUGGGAGUACUUCGCCUGCUGGUGGCGGUAUGAGAAGCUCCGAACGAGUUUUGCAGUCGUCGAAUGGGCGAUGGACUGGAAGGCACAGCUGAUAAAAAUCACAGCGUGGCUGAGAGGGCUAAGAUCCAGAGGUUUAGAGGGGGCAUAUAGAGCGGCUGCGGGACUCGCAUGA
Messenger RNA from Gloeophyllum trabeum ATCC 11539, 3447 nucleotides. Its product is annotated as ABC1-domain-containing protein. Gene Ontology annotation, biological process: protein phosphorylation. The coding region runs from base 1 to 3447 and encodes 1148 amino acids. Gene Ontology annotation, molecular function: protein kinase activity; ATP binding. NCBI's taxonomy places the organism in Eukaryota, Fungi, Basidiomycota, Agaricomycetes, Gloeophyllales, Gloeophyllaceae. The transcript is spliced from 25 exons. The record is from RefSeq and is a predicted model, not a curated record.